CACCGUGUUCCUGGAUUUCUGGAGUGCCGCGCCCCUGCUCUCGACUUCAUCGCAUCGCCUUUUUUUAUUCUCUCUCUUCUUUUGGCAGCACGCCCCCCACGCGCCUGGACUCGCCAUCAGCACGGACAUCUGGACACAAAGGCAGGCAGUCUUGCAGACGUCCAGUUCAGUUCCCCUUGUGCAAGUCCCACGACUCGAAACUCAGCGUGCCCGCCACCAUGUCGGACACGGCAAAGCCCGAGGAGUCUCCGGCCGCCGCCCCCGAGCGGGAGCCGGAGACCGACAUCGCCGCCAGCGAGGAGGAAGAGAUCACGGCGAUGAAGCGCCGCGUGGCGGAGAUGGAAGAGGAGGCCAAGAAGCUGCGCGAGAUGCAGGCGACGCUGGAGCAGCAGUCGGCCGACCUCGCCGAUGACAAGGAGUCGGUCGACGCGCGCAGCAUCUUUGUCGGCAACGUCGACUACUCGGCCUCGCCCGAAGAGAUCCAGGCGCACUUUCAGAGCUGCGGCUCCAUCAACCGCGUCACCAUCCUCCUCGACAAGUUCACCGGCCAGCCCAAGGGUUACGCCUACGUCGAGUUCACAGAGCCCAGCCUGGUCGCCCAGGCGCUGGUGCUCAACGAGAGCGUCUUCAAGGGCCGCAACAUUAAGGUGACGCCGAAGCGGACCAACGUCCCGGGCAUGAGCCGUGGCCGCGGCCGCGGCGGCUUCCGCGGCGGGAGAGGCUUCGGACGAGGGAGCUUCCCUCGGGGCGGCUACCGUGGCGGCUACCGGGGGCGUGCCCGUGGCUACACGCCUUACUAGGAGCAAGGAAGUGCAGCCCCCGGCACGGGGUCCGGCGAUGGUAUCGAACGGGACGCUGAAUCCGGCUUCUACGGUCCUGUAGGAUAUCGCAGUUACAUGUAACAGGUCGCGGGCUCGCGUGGAGGUCCUCCCAGGAUCAGGGCGUCGCGGGCGGAGGUUGUAAUAGCGAUGGGGGUCGGCGCGAAGAUGACGAUGCCGCCGCCACCGAGCUGUACUACAGACGGAGCAGGAGAGGAGGAGGAAAAGAACUUGCCGAUAAAGAAUACCACCGCAAGAGGGGCAAUCUUGGAGUUAAGGUCUGACAUUUGAAGGUUCUGGACAGAACCCAACGGUUUGGCUGGCUAGAUGAACAAACUUGGGUUUUUCCAAACGCGUACCUCUUGUCCUAAGUGAAUGCGCGCGGCUACGAUACAAAGCGACAAGACAGCAGCAGCAGCAGCAGCAGCA
This is a messenger RNA of Purpureocillium takamizusanense, 1247 nucleotides long. RefSeq lists its product as uncharacterized. The record is from RefSeq and is a predicted model, not a curated record. Gene Ontology annotation, molecular function: RNA binding. NCBI's taxonomy places the organism in Eukaryota, Fungi, Ascomycota, Sordariomycetes, Hypocreales, Ophiocordycipitaceae. The transcript is spliced from 4 exons. The coding region runs from base 219 to 800 and encodes 193 amino acids.